AACGUAUCAGAUGCGUGGAAAGAAAUUUGACAUUUAAAUAUUUGUUUUCAUUUUCAAUCAUUGUUGUGCAUCAAUUUGUUCUUUGGUUGUAAACAUUAUUUAAAACCUGACAAUUUACACAAGUGUAACCAUGAAUUUGGAGCUCUUGGAGUCGUUCGGUCAAAAUUAUCCGGAGGAGUUUGACGGUUCCUUGGAUUGUAUCUCGUUGGCGGUAACUUGCUCAUUCAACAAAUAUGGAACAUUAUUAGCGGUUGGUUGUAAUGAUGGACGAAUCGUAAUUUGGGAUUUCUUGACGCGGGGAAUAGCUAAAAUAAUAUCGGCACACGUUCAUCCGGUCUGUAGCAUAAGUUGGUCUCGUAAUGGUCACAAAAUUUUAUCAGCCUCAACGGACAAUAAUGUUUGUAUCUGGGAUUUAAUUACCGGUGACUGUGACGGUAAAUACCGCUUUCCAUCGCCAAUACUAAAAAAUCAAUUUGAUCCGCGAAAUGACUUACGAUUUCUCGUAUGUCCGAUGAGAUAUGCUGCCGUUGUGGUGGAAGUCGGCGGUACACAUAAAUGUCUUCCGCUGGACAAUGAUGGUGAUCUGAAUAUAGUAGCUUCAUUCGACCGGCGAGGGAAGUACAUUUACACGGGCAAUGCGAAAGGGAAGAUUCUCGUACUGAAUUCCGAGACGUUAGAGAUUCAGGCCAGUUUUAAAAUAACAAUUGGAACGUCUAGCGUUACCGCAGUGAAAAGUAUCGAGUUUGCCAGGCGUGGAGAUUCAUUUCUUAUAAACACAUCCGAUCGAGUUAUCCGAGUGUACGAUGCCAAAGAGGUAAUCGCAUGUGGGAAAGAUGGCGAACCGGAACCAAUACAGAAGCUUCAAGAUUUAGUCAAUAAAACAACUUGGAAGAAAUGCUGCUUUUCGGGAGACGGCGAAUAUGUCUGUGCAGGAAGUGCUCGACAGCACGCCUUAUAUGUGUGGGAAAAAUCUGUCGGCAAUUUGGUGAAAAUUUUGCACGGCACAAAAGGUGAAUUAUUGUUGGACGUUGUCUGGCAUCCGGUUCGACCAAUAAUCGCCAGUAUUAGUUCCGGUCUGGUGUCGAUUUGGGCACAAAAUCAAGUGGAAAACUGGUCAGCAUUCGCGCCGGACUUCAAAGAAUUGGAUGAAAAUGUGGAAUACGAGGAAAGGGAGAACGAGUUCGAUUUGAAUGAUGAAGACAAAUCGGUUGACUUGUCCGCCGAAGCUAAGCAGGACGAAGAGAUCGAAGUGGAUGUGACGAAAGUGGAACCGAUUGCAGCCUUUUGCAGUUCGGACGAAGAAUUCGAGGAUGAAAAUGCGCUUCAAUUUUUGCCCAUGGCACCGGAAGUUGAAGAUCCAGAAGAUGGUUGGGCAUCGCAGGAUGCUAACAACAGUCAGGACGUGAAUUCGAAGGAAAAUGAUCCGUUGGAUAGUAGUGGCGAACCGGGACCAUCGAAACGCAAGAAAUUGAGCAGCAAUCACGACAUUUCAUUGCAUGAUGCGCCUGUUGAUGAAACUCAUCCGUUGCUGCAAAACAAAUCGAACAAAGAGAAACAAAGUAUUUCGGGAAAGAAAAAUGCUGGACGACCGAGAAAGUGAAUCGUGAAUUUCAUUGAGAUGUUGAGAUGUUUGAGCGCACCAGUCUCCCGGCAUGUACCUGUAGUCGGACAUCUACUGGUCUUUCAUUGAUCAAAUUUUUUAGUGAAUCUAAGAACAAUAUGUGUGUGACUGCUGGUACACGUUCGGAAACUGGUGUCCGGGGAUUCUAAUUCAUAAAUAAUUUUCUUUGGAAUAACAAGAGUAUUCGAUGAAA
Molecule: messenger RNA, 1814 nt
Organism: Bradysia coprophila
Lineage: Eukaryota; Metazoa; Arthropoda; Insecta; Diptera; Sciaridae
Gene: Rbbp5
Product: retinoblastoma binding protein 5
Cellular component (GO): Set1C/COMPASS complex
Molecular function (GO): protein binding
Source: RefSeq, a predicted model, not a curated record